Messenger RNA from Symbiodinium necroappetens, 606 nucleotides. The record is from the annotation of a GenBank genome assembly. NCBI's taxonomy places the organism in Eukaryota, Dinophyceae, Suessiales, Symbiodiniaceae.
AUGGUGCGUUCCAUGCUGCUGCGUGGCUUCGACCGUGAGUGUGUGGACAAGAUCGACCUGUACAUGCAGAAGGUUGGAGUGAAGUUCAUCCGCGGCACGGUGCCGGACAGAUUCGAGAAGGGUACCACGAAGAAGGUGAAAGCCAUUUGGAAGCAGGGAGACCAGGAGUUUAGCGACGAGUUCGACACGGUCCUCCUGGCCAUUGGCCGCACCGGUGAGGGGGCGAAGCUGGGACUUGAGAAUGCUGGCGUGUACUACAGCCCCAAGACCGGCAAGGUUGCGGCACCCGCAGAGGCGACCAACGUGCCCAACAUCUACUGCAUUGGCGAUCUCGUCGAGAACAGGCCAGAGCUGACGCCCGUGGCCAAGGUGGCCGGAAAGAAGGUUGUGCACCGACUCUUCAAGGGCGACCAGGAGGCUAUGAACUAUCGCCUGAUCGCGACGACGGUCUUCACGCCUCUGGAAUAUGGCAUGUGCGGCCUCAACGAGGAGCAGUGCAAGGAGAAGUACGGGGAGGACGGCUACACCUCCUACACGAAGGAGCGAAACGGUUCUGAGUGUGCUUUGCUCAUGCUCGGCCAAGAGCGUGCGCACAGUUCACGUUAA